AUGGAGCUGUCCCUGGGCCUCUUGCUCCGGGCGCUUGAUGUUCUCGCGGCUGGCUACGUUGUCAAGUUCUUCGUCCGUCUGUACCAAGUCCGAACCAAAGUCCGCGCCGUCUCGAAAGAACAUGGAGUGGAAAUGCUCCCUCACUCCUUUCUCUUCGGCCACCUGCUCGUCAUCGGCACCAUGAUGGCGAAGCAGCCCCCGGGCCUCUCGGGUCAGGUCAUGCCCUUGCUCCUCCUGCAGCAGCACCCGGACCUGUGCAAGAAGGGCGUCGUCUACCUCGACACGUGGCCGAUCGGGCCGCCCAUGCUCGCCGUCUUCCACCCGCAGAUCGCCGACCAGUUCACCCAGGCCCGCUCGCUGCCCAAGCACCCGAUGAUGAAGGAGGAGUUCGAGCCCCUGACCGGCAACAACGACCUCGUCAACAUGGAGGGCCCGACCUGGAAGACGUGGCGCGCCGUCUUCAACCCGGGCUUCUCGGCCCGCAACAUCCUCUCGCUGGUGCCCGCCAUGGUCGAGGAGGCGUUGGUCAUGAAGGAGUCGCUCGAGCGCCUUGCCGACUCGGGGGAGACGGUGCCGUUGGAGGCCGGCAUGAUGAAGGCGACGGUGGACAUCAUCGGACGCGCCGUACUCGGCACGCGUCUCCACGCCCAGACGACCGAUUCUCGCCUCUUUGGUGCCCUCCAGAAGCAGAUAGCCCUCCUGACCCCGGACAACGGGCCGGCCAACUUCCUCAAGUCCAUCAACCCCAUCCGCCCCCUCGUGAUGCGCUAUCACAACCACGUCAUGAAGCGCGAGAUCCUGCCUCACGUCGAGCGCCAGCUGCACGAGAACGUGCACGAGCAGAACAGCGACGGGCCCAAGACCGUCAACAGCCUCGCCAUCACCUCGUACGUCAAGGAGGUCUCGGCGGCGGCGGCGGCAGGCUCCGGAAGCGCCGAGCCCAAGGGAACGCUGGACGCGCAGUUCGCCGACAUGGCCAUCUCUCAGCUCAAGAUCUUCCUGCUCGCGGGCCACGACACCACGGCCAGCACGCUGUGCUUCGCGUACUACCUCUUCCACAGGUACCCGGCCAUCCUCGCCAAGACGCGCGCCGAGCACGACGAGGUCCUCGGGACGGACGCCGCCCUCGCGGCCUCGCGCAUCGUCGAGAACCCGGCGCUGCUGAACCGGCUGACCUACACCAACGCCGUCCUCAAGGAGACGCUGCGCCUCUACCCGCCCGUCGGCACCGUGAGGCAGGGGUCCGCCGACGUCUUCCUCACGCAGCCCGAGACGGGCGAGCGGUUCCCGACCGACGGCUGGAUGCUCUUUGCCGCGUCCCAGACGAUGCACCGCUGGGACGCCUUCUGGCCGCGGCCGCACGAGGCCGUCCCCGAGCGCUGGCUCGCCCGGGAGGGGGACCCCCUGUACCCGCCCAAGAGCGCGUUCCGCCCCUUCGAGCUCGGGCCGAGGAACUGCAUCGGACAGGAGCUCGCCAUGGUGGAGAUGCGCCUCAUCCUGGCGCUGACGGCGAGGGAGCUGAACAUCGUGCCGCAGUUUGCCGCCGACGCGCCCGAGGUGCUGGGGGAGAAGGGCUUCCAGUGGAUGACGGGCACGCAGAUCACGUCCCAUCCCAAGGAGGGGAUGCCGGUGAAAGUCUUUAGGAGGGCGGAGUCGUGA
Colletotrichum higginsianum IMI 349063 is the source of this 1659-nucleotide messenger RNA. Its product is annotated as AflN/verA/monooxygenase. Gene Ontology annotation, molecular function: iron ion binding; heme binding; monooxygenase activity. The transcript has 3 exons. The coding region runs from base 1 to 1659 and encodes 552 amino acids. The record is from RefSeq and is a predicted model, not a curated record. NCBI's taxonomy places the organism in Eukaryota, Fungi, Ascomycota, Sordariomycetes, Glomerellales, Glomerellaceae.